UGCCUCCAAACACUGGCUGGGUACAAACUUCCUUCUCCGCCCGAUCCAAUUUAUCCAUUAUCGAGGAGUGCCGCCGUAUUGGUUGCAUUGUUUGUCGGACGCAGUGGCGACUUGUAUGUGCUGCUUAGCAGACGGGCUGAAACCCUUAGAAGCUUCCCUGGAGACACAUCCCUUCCGGGAGGCCGUUUUGAGCCUGGGGAUCGCAAUUUGGAGGACACGGCACGCCGUGAGGCAUUUGAGGAAAUCGGCCUACCCCAGGACCGGUAUCGCAUUCCGCUGUUGUGCUACCUCCAACCAUUCCUCAUUGGAACCCAUUUGCUGGUCACUCCCGUGGUGGUACUAAUUCUGGACCCAGAGGUUCGACCCAUCCUCAACGAACCAGAAGUUAGUGCUUUGUUUUCCCACCCUCUUCACGCCUUUCUUCUCCGCGACGCCCCCUUUGCAAGAUAUCACUUGCCGCAUUCUGAAGCCCAUCCACACUCCCCAAACUUCCUUGCUCGGCACCUCCGUACAAUCCCCAUCGAUAAUAUCCACGCAUCGAAGGUCCGAAUGCACAAAUUCCUCACCGGAAGAGAAGAUCUUGGAGUAAAACCAGUGACAGGACUCACCGCAGCAAUCUUGCUGCACACUGCUAUGGUGGGCUAUCAAAAAGAACCCGAAUUCCUCCCUCACGCUCCUGGGGAGCUGUCGCAACAAGAUCGUAUUGCGUAUGCGCUGCGCACAAUUCCAGUAUUCACAGAGGCCGUCAAAAGGGCUAAAGAGGAACUAGACAUUGCUCGACGUGGUAGACUCCCUAAGCCUAGCCCUUCAAGCAAGCCCAUUGCAAGCCCAGCGCCACCUAGAGCUUUGACUCACACGAAAUAUAAAUUGUAG
Cantharellus anzutake is the source of this 873-nucleotide messenger RNA. RefSeq names its product NUDIX hydrolase domain-like protein. The transcript has 9 exons. The record is from RefSeq and is a predicted model, not a curated record. Gene Ontology annotation, biological process: coenzyme A catabolic process. NCBI's taxonomy places the organism in Eukaryota, Fungi, Basidiomycota, Agaricomycetes, Cantharellales, Hydnaceae. The annotation marks the transcript as partial. Gene Ontology annotation, molecular function: coenzyme A diphosphatase activity; acetyl-CoA hydrolase activity.